UCAAGAUGGCGGCCGUGCGAAAAAGCCCACAGCAACUCCUCGUGCGGCGGCAGUGCAAAAGUGCCGAGUGAUGCGCGAGUCCGCCGUCGCGAGCCCUAAAGAGCAUGCUGCACCAUGAGCGAGGGCCUUUGGGGGCCCGCGCGAGCGCCUAGAGGGCCCUGGGGCCGCGAGGGGGGGCCCUCCGGCCGCCCGCAGCGAUGCCCCCGCGCCUCGUGACGCCCCAUCGCCCCGCAGAAUGCCCUGGCGGGCCCAGCCGGGCCUGCUGCUCCUGAUGGCCGCUGUCGUGGCCGCUGUGGUCUUGGGUGCCCCAUGCGCGGCCUGCGCCCCACCCUGUGCCCCCAACAUCGCCCCAAAACAGUGCCUUCAUUUUCUGCAAGAAUCGCACAAAGACGAAGUGUGCAGCCGCGACCUGUCGCCCGGGCGGCGCCGUACCGCGUUGGCUAACCUUCGGCUGCGUCACUGCUGCGAGCACCAGGUCGCUGAGGCCCUACCAGAGGCUGCCUUUCACGAUACCCGUACCUGUCGCCUUCUCUUGCAGGAACUCCUCGAAACCGACGACCUGGCCUCUCAAGCUACUUGCAGCCACGCCGACCUCCUGCUGCGCUACGAUUGCGCCCAAAACUAUUCUAUCGCUUUCAACUGUGAACAUUGCAAGUGCACCUUCGCGCUGUUAGGUUGGCGAAUUUGCAGGGGGCACCAUCUACGAAGAGUUUUUCUUGGCCCGAUUUUGCGCUGUCCGCGUGUUGCGCUCGAUUUUCGACUGGAAAAUGGGUAAAAAUACUGAAG
Molecule: messenger RNA, 786 nt
Organism: Ceutorhynchus assimilis (cabbage seed weevil)
Lineage: Eukaryota; Metazoa; Arthropoda; Insecta; Coleoptera; Curculionidae
Source: the annotation of a GenBank genome assembly